UGAUAACCGGUCCCCGAGCUUCGAGGGGGCGGGCUCGGGUGCGGGCGCGGCUGCGGCUUCAGAGUCCGGACUGACCCCAGAGGCACAGCCAGAGGGACAGGGCCCAGCCCCACUCUCACCCCCUCUGGGGGCUACUCCAGGAAACAUGGCCAAAUUUGCCCUGAAUCAGAACCUGCCUGACCUGGGCGGCCCUCGCCUGUGCCCCAGCGUGACUGGGGGAGCUCGCAGCCCGAGUUCGCCCUACUCGGUGGAGACGCCCUAUGGCUUCCACCUGGACCUGGACUUCCUCAAGUACGUGGAGGAGCUGGAGCGCGGCCCCGCCGCCCGCCGCGCCCCGGGCCCCCCGCCCGCGCGCCGCCCCCGCGCGCCACGGGCUAGCCUCGCAGGCGCGCGCAGCCCAGGAGCCUGGACAUCCUGCGAGUCCCUGGCCAGUGACGAUGGCGGAGCACCGGGCGCUCUCUCCCCGGGCGCGCCGUCGGGGCUGAUGCUGCCGCCGCUAUCGCCGCGCGCACCCGUGCGCAAUCCGCGCGUCGAGCACACGCUCCUGGAGACCAGCCGGCGGCUGGAGCUAGCGCAGGCGCACGAGUGCGUGCCCAGCCCCGGCCGCGCGAUCCCGCGCAGCCCGCGCGGGUCCGGCCACAGCAGUCCCGCCCCCAACCCGGCCUUGGCCUCGCCCGGCCCCGCGCAACUGCAGCUGGGAGCCAGCAGCAUCGAGGUGGGGCAGCUGCAACCGAGGCAGGACCGAACUGCACGAGCAGUGAGUAAACAUGGAGAACAGUUUGAGGAGGACAGAAAGGAGGGUCAGUGA
Molecule: messenger RNA, 808 nt
Organism: Physeter macrocephalus (sperm whale)
Lineage: Eukaryota; Metazoa; Chordata; Mammalia; Artiodactyla; Physeteridae
Product: KN motif and ankyrin repeat domain-containing protein 3-like
Exons: 4
Coding region: 146-808 (220 amino acids)
Biological process (GO): negative regulation of actin filament polymerization
Cellular component (GO): cytoskeleton; cytoplasm
Source: RefSeq, a predicted model, not a curated record